This is a messenger RNA of Cornus florida, 2955 nucleotides long. Its product is annotated as nuclear poly(A) polymerase 4-like. Bases 229 to 2502 code for a protein of 757 amino acids. Gene Ontology annotation, molecular function: RNA binding; poly(A) RNA polymerase activity. The record is from RefSeq and is a predicted model, not a curated record. The transcript has 12 exons. Gene Ontology annotation, cellular component: nucleus. Lineage: Eukaryota; Viridiplantae; Streptophyta; Magnoliopsida; Cornales; Cornaceae.
AUAUUAGGGUUCCAUUACUUUACUUUUCCUUCUUAUUACAUUAAGGUUUUGUCAAUUAUUUUUAUCGGUAAAUAUCAAUUGAGAGGCUUUGAUUCCAAAGUGAUUUACCAAUGCUUUCGGGUUUUCUGAUUCUCCUUUUUUCGGCGUUUUAGGGUUUCUUGAUUUUACAAAUUCCAUCGCUCUGUUACAUUCAAUUUAGGGUUCGCGUAUGAUUUCAUUAGUGUGAGAAUGGUGUGUUCUGGGGGUUUGAUUGAUCCUUCUUCGCCGAGGCAGUAUGGCGUGACGAAACCGAUAUCUCUUGCGGGACCUACGAAGGCUGACAUAAGGAGAAGCUUGGACUUGGAGAAGUUUUUGGUUAAUGCUGGGCUUUUUGAGAGCAAGGAAGAAGCUGCGAAGAGAGAGGAGGUUCUGGGUCGUCUUAAACAGAUCGUGAGAGAUUGGGUGAAGCAACUCACUCGCUUGAGAGGUUAUACUGAUCAAAUGGUGGAGGAUGCAAACGCUGUCAUAUUUACUUUCGGUUCUUAUCGACUUGGGGUAGAUGGUCCUGGAGCUGACAUUGACACCUUAUGUGUUGGGCCAUCCUAUGUGAAUCGAGAGGAAGACUUCUUCUUUAUACUGCACAACAUUUUGGCAAACUUGCAAGAAGUUACAGAAUUGCAACCUGUCCCAGAUGCUCAUGUUCCCGUUAUGAAAUUUAAGUUUGAUGGAAUAUCAGUUGAUCUUCUCUAUUCAAGUAUUUCCGUUUUGGUUGUCCCAGAGGACUUAGACAUCUCUGACGUCUCUGUGCUGUACAAUGUUGAUGAGCCAACUGUUCGCAGUCUUAAUGGCUGUAGGGUUGCGGAUCAAAUUCUUAAGCUGGUUCCAAAUGUUGAGAAUUUCCGCAUGACACUCCGAUGUUUAAAGUUUUGGGCUAAAAGGCGUGGUGUUUAUUCAAAUGUGACUGGAUUUCUCGGUGGUGUGAAUUGGGCUCUUCUUGUAGCCCGGGUGUGUCAGCUUUAUCCAAAUGCAUCUCCCAGUAUGUUGGUUUCCCGAUUUUUCAGGGUUUAUACACUGUGGCGUUGGCCAAAUCCUGUGAUGCUUUGUGCAAUAGAAGAGGAUGAACUUGGAUUUUAUGUGUGGGAUCCUCGUAAGCAUCCUCGGGACCGAACUCAUCAUAUGCCAAUUAUUACGCCUGCUUACCCUUGCAUGAAUUCUAGCUACAAUGUCUCAGUGAGUACUCUUCAGGUUAUGAUGGUGCAGUUCCGAAUUGGUAACAAGAUCUGUGAGGAGAUAGAGCUGGGCAAAGCCCAAUGGAAUUCUCUGUUUGAGCCAUAUUUGUUCUUCGAAAGCUAUAAAAACUUUCUGCAGGUUGACAUAGUUGCAGCUGAUGUUGAUGACUUGCGUGUGUGGAAAGGCUGGAUUGAAUCCCGGCUAAGGCAGCUGAUAUUGAAGAUAGAGCGGGACACAUUCGGCAAGUUGCAUUGCCAUCCGUAUCCAAGUGUUUAUGUUGAUACUUCUAAGCAGUGUGCCCAUUGUGCCUUCUUUUUGGGUUUGCAAAGGAAAGAAGGAGAGAUAAGUCAAGAAGGCCAGCAGUUUGAUAUUCGCCGGACGGUUGAUGAGUUUAGGCAUAUAGUGAAUAUGUACAUGUUUUGGAAGCCGCAGAUGGAAAUCUAUGUUUGUCAUCGUCUUAGACGGCAGAUUCCGUCUUAUGUUUUUCUAGAUGGUUACAAACGAAUUCGACCACGGUUCAUGAGUCAGAUGGAGCCUGAAAAAUCAUCUAAGCAGUGUUCGCCAGAUGGUGAAGUUCACACGUCUGGAUCUGGUCAAAGACACCUUAAGAGGAAAAAGGAUCUUGAAGGGGUAGACGUGAAGCAAGAAAGUCUAGCGAAACGGCAAUUGAUUAGCCCCCAGAGGCAGCAUUCAGUUUCUCCUGAGAUUAUUAGUCACAGGUUUUGCAUUUCAUCUAAGCAGUGUUUGCCAUUGGGGCUUAUUAGAACAAAAGAAAGUGCGGAAAUUAAUGGAGAAUGUCAGGUUGGCAUGGUUGAUGUGAGUGAUAGUGUCUCUAUUAACGGGGAGAAUGCUGAGGCUGGGUCUAUCCAGAGUGAGCCACAGAGAAUGAGAGGUGAUGAAGAUUUCUUCCUAGAGGUAGUCAAAUCAGAUAAUGAGAUACCAUGUACUAAAGAUGCUGAGGCUGGAUGCCUUUCAGAUUCAAGUGUUGUCACAAACCUUACUAGUGAGAUCAGCUGCUGUGAGGAUGACGGAUUUGAAUCAGUAGUUUGUAGAAGCGAGGGGAACGCAGUGAGUGUGGCAGGGAGUAACAACCAGGGAAGACGCAAGGCAGAUUGUGAAUUGCUUCUGGGUAAUAGGUGUGACAAUGGCUGCAGAAUGUAUCAAGAUAGAUUGCAGGGAGAGUUAGAGCCAAAUUCUGCAGUUGAGAUAUUGCUUAAAUCUGGGAGUGGAGUGAACUCAAAGCCUGUGGAGACGACAGUGAUAAGUCGGUUGAGUCUGACAUCGACCGCAUGAAAGAUCAGAAGGCUGGACCUGUUGGCAUGAUUGUUGGAGAGAGAGAGAGAGCCAGCAUUCAGGUAAGUACAUCCAUUAAUUGCUGGCUUUCAGUCUUAAUUUUUUUUCCAGGCAUGCUCACAUUUUAUCCGACAGAUUGGAAACCAAAUGGUAGCAAUCUGAAGAGCUCUGGGAUUUCACUUUGAUAUUUUAUGUACAGUUAUAGGAUUUUUUUGUUUUUUUUAAAGUAAUUAAGUAGGCUAGGAAGUGUCCUUAAAAAACAUGUUGGGUACCAUGUUUAUGUAGUCCAAUUUGAUGACUGCAGGGGCCGGAGUCGGUCGUUAGGAGUAACUGUUUCCAUAUUUUUAUUUUUAUUUUUUUGUGUGUACCCCACAGCAACCUCCUUUUGUACAUUUGCUGCCUUGAUAAUAAAAUAAAAAAAAUAAAAAAUAAAUAAAAACUCAAAUUACUCUC